Messenger RNA from Odontomachus brunneus, 4334 nucleotides. Its product is annotated as centrosomal protein of 104 kDa. The record is from RefSeq and is a predicted model, not a curated record. Bases 228 to 2885 code for a protein of 885 amino acids. Gene Ontology annotation, cellular component: cilium. Gene Ontology annotation, molecular function: protein binding. The transcript has 16 exons. Lineage: Eukaryota; Metazoa; Arthropoda; Insecta; Hymenoptera; Formicidae.
AGCUUCGCCGCGGCCGGACGUGCAAGUGGGGUAGCAUGCGCGCCGGGGUGAAACUUGCAAGCUCCCCCUUUAUCGAGCUUGCAGAUGGCUGUGCCUUUUAGAUUUUGACGUGUCCCUUCGUUCCUCCCCGUUCGUUCGUUCGUACGCUUCGUAGUGUAACAUUUCGACCGCUUAACUCGCCGCUCGCUUCACUGCUCGCUACUCCCCGACCACCAGCAACCCUCGACAUGCCCAGGAAAGUUAGAUUCAACGUCGUCUACGCCACGAGCGAGGAGGACAGACAUUCGUCGUUAGAGCUUAAUGUUCACGGGCCAACAGUGAGGGGUUGGCAAAGCGCAAGAAACUGUACGUAUCCUCAGGAACUCAUCUUACGUCUUCAUGGACCCACGAAACUUACGAGGAUACAAGUCCUGGCUCAUCAGUAUCUCAUACCCGAGAAACUGGAGAUCUGGACGUCGAGGGAGGAAAAUGCAUCCGCUUCGACGGACUUCAGUUACCUGGGCUACAUCACGCUGUCUGAUAAUGCCUCUACCCUUUACAAGAGCAGGGAACUGAAAAGCGUGGCUCUUCCGGAGACAGAAGCGGUGUCGCUGAAGCUUAGACUACAUAAACCGCACAGUAACGCGCACAACACUUGCUGUCAGGUUGGCCUUAUCGCUAUUAAUAUACUCGGCGAACCUUAUGGUCAAGAAUUAACUGGGCAAGGAGACGCCUUGUAUAAUCCGCACUACACUUCGCCUUACGAUGAUUUAGCAUUCGAGAUGUAUGUGGAUCGAGAAGUAGCUAAAAUUAUAAGACAAAUGGAAGCAAAAAAACUACAGGCGGUGGAAGAGGAGAGAUUCGAAUACGCCUCGAAGUUGAAAGUCGCGAUGGAGAAUCUGAGAAAAGCAGGUGAACGUCUGGGCAAAUACGAGUUGGAGAAAAAGUACGCCAUAGCUCUGGAAGACUAUGACAAAGCCAAAGCUAAAAAGGCCCAAGCCCAACAGUAUAGACAACAGGUUUAUCAAUCGUUGGAAAUAUAUAACUUGCUCGAGGUGCACGGGCCCAUGGAAAAGAACAAUACAUCAUCUAUGGAGGGCAAACAGCCGAUAUCGGCCGACACAUGUACCUCUAACUCAGCGACAGUGGUUCCUGAUGACAUCACGUCUCCUCCGAGACUAGUUAUUCCACCUAACCGCGACGGUGCCUUGUCACCCACUGGUCCUGCACAUCAGCCGCCUGUGUCGCCAUUACAUCAGAAGCCCAAUAGUCCUGAAGUGACUGAUAGCCCUACAAACGGUGUUAUUGAGAGACAGAGCAACUGCAAUAAAGGAUCCCUCAGACGAAAAACCAAGUCAGCGGGUCCUGCCCUUCGCUCGAGUUACGAAGCCUACGAGGAGAGAACCAUUCCCGCUCUGAGACACUCACACACGAACGAGUUUACCAGAGAAUGUCACUUGGACAGCGCAGAAACGAAAGUUACUUCGAAAUUGAACGACCGGGAGAAGAAACAAGCUGCGUUGCCUAUCGCGGUCUUCGGGAUGGACAUGGUAGAGAAGUUUUAUUCGAAACAAUUUACGGACAAAGAAGAAGGGCUGAUGCAACUGAAGGAAGAGCUGAAAGCGUUCGACCCAGAGGUAUCAAAACAUUCGCCCAACAAAACGGCCAGAGCGGCGAUUCUCCUGUUGCACAGGGCUCUCAGGGACAAAGUCUUCAGCGUGUACAGUUUGGCGGCACAGCUCAUUAGGAUCUUCUUCGCUGAAUUCGCAGCGGACAGAGUAUCAUCGACGGAAAUCGCCAGAAGCGUUGAACGUCUGCUGCCGGAGCUCCUAACAAAGUCCGGCGAUACCACUCCGAGGAUACACAACAUGGCAGUGCACACAAUUCUCAGCAUGGCUGAUUGCAAAUGCGUUCGUGAGCUACACAUAAUACCGGUACAUCUGACUAGGCCAGUGAACAGUAGCACGCAUCAGAGACUGGCGCUGAGCAGACUAGAGAUGGUAGAGCAAUUGAUACUGAGUCAUGGUAUCUCCACUGAGAAGCAAAGGUAUUGUAACUGUUGUAGCGGGCUGACCUGUCGGACGUUAUCCGAAUUAGGUUCUUCUGGUUUGCACCAUCCGGCCGAGGCGGUGCGGAAGGUCUCCGAGAGGAUUUUAGUGUUAGUGUAUAAAGUCAAUCCCAGGCUGGUGCGAAAGCAAUUGCCGCCUGACGAUGACAUCACUCGACGGAAUUUGUUGUACCGUCAGCUUUUUCACGAAUUCGAUCUGAUCGAUUUGCAGAGGAAGAAGGAAGCCGAGUCCACCCAUAAAGCAACAACGACGCCUACGCGAACUAAAUCUACGGAAAAUAAUGUAACUAGUUUAACCAAAUCACCUUCGAGAUCGAGCCCGGUCGUGAGUACCGGAAGUUCAACGAGUAUCACAUCUCCGUCCGAGAACAGUGUCGAUCAUAAAGGAGAUAAAAUGUGCAUAUUUUGCCUGUCGAAGGGUCAAGUGUACUCUGAAGAAGGUUUGAACAUACAUUACUGGAGGACUUGUCCUAUGUUAACAAAAUGCGAAGCGUGUAAACAAGUCGUAGAGAUAUCUUAUCUGAGUCUACAUUUAUUAAAUGAAUGCGAUAUGAGAAGUAAUUACGUGAAAUGCGAGACUUGUAAACAGGCGGUGCACGAAAGAGCAUUCGAGAACCACAGACAGGACAAAAAAUGCACAAAACCUAUAGAGGGAUAUGAACGCUGUCCCCUUUGUUCAGCUUUAGUCAAUCAAAACAAGUGGAGGGAACAUCUCAUGGGAGAACAUCCGUGUAUAAAUAAUCCACGAAGCAAAGUUGGGAAAAGCUGCUCGAAGUCACCAUCUAAUUCUCAAAAUCUUAGUGGCAAGUUGACGUCGCCAACGAGUAGGGAUUAUUAGCAUCAGGCAUCAACUUCGAAGCCAACGGAGGAACUCGAAAAGUCUUAGAAGAAUUUUGAUUUUAUUUAUUUUAUAGUUUAUCUAUACGUUAUGAGCUACCCAGCGUUUUUCAUAUUUGUAUCUAUAUUUAAAUGGUUUUUAUAGCAGAACCCGUCCUUUAUUCGUAGAAAUCUACAUUAAAUGGAUAAUUAGUCGUAAGUUGGGAACUCGAAGUUUGAAAAUUUAGAUAUGGUACGUUACGUGAAACGAGAGUUCGCGAAAGUCGUAUGGAAGAUAUGCUUUGGCAGGUAGCCAAGAUGCAGAAUAUUAGAGGUUGUUAACAGGUUCCACUCAUUCUAUCGUUAUUGCAUGAUAUCCAGGGCAUUUGUGGGGUUGCAUCAAUUACUAGGUAGUGUUAUCAAAUGUUACAACAUCUGUCAUUUCAGAAUUCCUCUGCAUCCGGCCAUAUUUAUAUUAAAAAUUUGUACUAUACUACACUAUAUGGCAAGAUGCGUCAAAUAGGCAUUAGGCCCUAGAGUGGGAAGCUCCUGAUCGCUCAAACAUUAGAUAACGCAUGUAAUUUCAUAAAAUAGUUAUUUCAUAGAAAACGGACAGUAAAAAUAAUCAUGUUCAUCAUCAUCAUUGUCAAAGUUCUUAUCCUAUAAAAUCAUAUUUUUAUUCGGCUUAUUUAUAACACGAUUCUCAGUGGUUAUUACAUCAUCAGAACGCUCGGUCACCGUUAAGGAAGACGAAAAAAACGUUCCCAUUUAAAUAAAAAACUUAAUUUAAUUAUUUCACUUAAAUUUAGUUUGCAGAGCGAAAAUAAUGUGCAUAAGACAUUAUAUGUAGGGAACUUGUUAAAUCAUAAUUACGACGUAACAAGUUAUUUAUUUGUCUCGAUCUUUAUGUCAUCAAUUUUCUCUGUGCAAUCGCCAUUCUCCGUCACUGUUUCUUCACUAAUGGAAUCUUCGGUUUCAAUUUCACCGUCGUUGACGUCUUCAGUGGAUACGGCUGCGCGACUUUCUUCAAACUUAUUUUUCUCUGUAGAAUUGUAAUAUAAAUAAUCAUAUUCUUCCACAUUACGCGCAGUAUAUGCAAUACUAUAUUAUGUUUAACAUACCAAAUUUAGAGCAAUCCGCUCCUAAAAGGCGUAAAUAGUGAAUCGCGUCACAAGUAGGCACAUAUGCUCUAAGAGAUAUUAUUCCCUUCCACCCAACCAUUUUGAGAUUUAGCGGGUUCAGAUUGUCAGUUCUCUCUUCUUUGUAUAACAGUAUACAACUUCCGGUCGCUUAAAUUAAAUAUAUUUUUCAAGCAAUAUUUGUUAUACAAUAUAAGAGCGAAAAAAGGAAACGUACUUACCGAAAUUCUUCAGACGUUCCUGAGUGUCUAAACUCAAUUUUACAAUUUCAGGUGGUGUGAGUGGAUCAUUGUUUUGUAAAAGCAUGAUUAAAUCUUCUUUUGAAACGUAAA